Dermacentor silvarum is the source of this 703-nucleotide messenger RNA. RefSeq lists its product as uncharacterized. The transcript is spliced from 4 exons. Gene Ontology annotation, cellular component: membrane. Lineage: Eukaryota; Metazoa; Arthropoda; Arachnida; Ixodida; Ixodidae. The coding region runs from base 206 to 544 and encodes 112 amino acids. The record is from RefSeq and is a predicted model, not a curated record.
AAGGAACACCUUACCUGAUCCCAGCAACAAUAAAAUCCGGGGCUUCAUACAGGACCCAGACCGGAGCAUCGCGGCAUCGAGUAACCACAGUCGUGAAAGGGUCACCUGACUCCAGGGGCGCGGUCAAGCGAGGUGAGACCGGGAGAGUGAGUUAGCGCCCUGCGCUAAGCACUUCAAGGUCCCGUCGCUCUUGAAAGGAGACCCCAUGGACUUCUCCAUUGACUUCUUCUCCAUGGCCUAUUCCGUGUACAUGUACUGCCUCCUCGGAGCUUGCGUGGCCAUCUCAGCUCCUGUGGGCCUACUGCACGCUGUGGGCUUCGGUAAGACCGGGAUCAGGAGCAACUCUCUGGCGGCGUGGUGGCAGGCCCGCUGGCGCGGGACCCCCAACAAAGAUGACUUCUUCGCGAAGUUGCAGAGCUGGGGCGCUACGGGGUUUCCAGGCUACUACAACAUUUACUUCGGCUUCCUCGGGUUCGCGCUGGUCGGGCUCAUCGCCGACAACUACGACGCCUCGGCCGAAAUGCUGCCGCCUGAAUUCUUGUAAUCGUGAUGAGUCGGACUGAAAUAGCGUUGCACGCUAACAUAGAAGGCGGCAGCCGCAAAAUUAAAUAAAGAAAAGAGAGAAUUAUCUUACUUGGGGAAAUGUUGAUUUUUCACGUAAUUACGCGCAUUCGAAACGAUAAACACGACGCUGAGCGCUGUA